Aphidius gifuensis is the source of this 2385-nucleotide messenger RNA. RefSeq names its product TIMELESS-interacting protein. Gene Ontology annotation, molecular function: DNA binding. Lineage: Eukaryota; Metazoa; Arthropoda; Insecta; Hymenoptera; Braconidae. The transcript is spliced from 3 exons. Gene Ontology annotation, cellular component: nucleus; replication fork protection complex. The record is from RefSeq and is a predicted model, not a curated record. Gene Ontology annotation, biological process: replication fork arrest; replication fork processing; DNA damage response. The coding region runs from base 873 to 2126 and encodes 417 amino acids.
AUCUACAUCAUGUGAUGUUAUGUUUUUUUAUAAUCAUCAUGAGAAAAAAAAAAUUUUCCUUUUUCGUAACAUUCAAAGUCCAAUAACGAUGCUAUUUUUUUUUUUUUUUUUCAUACAAGUACGUAGGUAUUUUUUCAGUGUAGUGUGCACACAUUCGCAUACACAAUACAAUAAUAAUAUAAUACUUGUUUUAUUUAUUUAUUAUUAUAGGUGCCUAUAUUAUUAUUUUUAAUUUUCCGGCAAAAUCAUCAAACUAUACCUUAAUAUUAAAUCAUAUAUUGGUGUGUGUGUGUGUAUUUUUUUUUCUCUCUCUUUAUUAUUCCUGUUGAUAAUAAUUAAUAAUUAUGAUUUAUGCAUGUAUGUAUAUCGAUAAAUACUGCCCUUGUGUCAUGUAAAAUAUUAUUUUGUUAGAGUUUUUUUAUCUCUACUACAAAAAAAUCAAAUAACGCAUAAAUAGAGAUUAUUAUAUACUAAUUUUACAUAUUAUAUUGUUAUAACACAACAAGUUAAAUAAUUAAUAAAUAUAAAACAAAUAAACACAAGCAAUAAUAUGCCACUCCAUAUAAAUGAAAAUAUUACAACUUCUACUACUACCACCACCAACAACAUCCAUAAUAAUAACAACAACAACAACAAUGGUAGUAAUGAGCAACAAGCAACAGUACGUGAAAUAACUCAAACAGACAAGUUGAAUAAAUUAUUGUUGGAAUCUGUGCUAAAACGAUUGAGUAAAACUGGUGAAAUUGAUAAAUUUGUUGGUGAAAAUCAGCAUCAAGAAGACGACAUUGAUAACACUGAUUUUUAAAUACAACAAAAAUAAUAAUAAUAAUUAAGUAAAUUCAAUCAAAAAAAAAUAAAUAAAUAAAUAAAUUAUGUCUCAUAUUGGUGGAAAUGAUGAUGGUGAUGAUGAUGGACAUGUGGCAUUGUCUGACAAUGAACAUUCAGACAACGAAAGACAAAACAAUCAUUCUGAUAAUCAUGACAGCAAUAAUGAUAAUGACAAUGAUAAUGAUAAUGCACGUAGAAUUGAUCCAACAGCUUCUCGUAAAAAACGUAUAGUACGUAAUCCUCAAGUAAAAUUAAAUGCUGAACGUUUACGUGGUGCUAAAGGGGUUCAAACAAUUGAAGAAUAUUUUAAGGGUUUUAAAUGGCAAGGAAAAAAUCAUGAGGCAUCAGAUUUAAAUAAAAUAAUGAAAAGAAUGGAACAUUGGGGUCAUAGGCUAUAUCCAAAAUAUAAUUUUGAUGAUUUGUUGGAUAAAUUAUCAAUACUUGGUGCUAAAAGAGAGGUACAGGUAUUUCUAACAAAAUACAGAAAAAAUAUGCUCAAUGAUGAUUUAAUUUCAACUGAUGUGAAUAAUUUAAAUGAUGAUGAUGAUAAUAAUGAUAAUAAUGAUGAUAAUGUUAAUCAUAAUUUUAAUAAUAAUAAUGAUAAUGCUGAGUCUGUUGAUGACUUUGAUCGUCUUAUUGCUGAACAAUUGGAAAAAACAAGACAAUCUUUUUCUCAAGAACCAUCAUUGUCAUCAUUGUCACAAGUUAAUAAUAAUAAUAAUAAUAAUAAUAAUAAUAGUGCAUCAUUUGAAAAUACAAAUUUAUCAUCAACAAUACAACCACAAAGCAAAAUUAUUAAUGAUGAAGAAACUAAAAAACGAAUUGAAAGAAAUCGUCAAAUGGCUUUGGCUAAAAGAAUGUCAAGAAUUAAAGCCAAUUUGGAAGAAACUAAAGAGACUGCAACAUCUCAAUUACAAUUACAAAUAUUGGAUAAUAAUUAUAUAAGUACUAAUGAAACUAUUAUUAUGACUAAUGAUAAUCAAAGUCAAGUAGAAUUUGAAACAACAAUUGAAAAUAAAAAAAAUAAUGAUACAACAAUCAUUGAUAAUAAUUCAUCACAAGUUGAUAGUCAACAACAACAGCAACAUGAUGAUGAUAAUAAUUAUGAAAAAGAAGCAUUACCGAAUGAUGAGGUGAAUUCAUCUCAUGAAAAUUUAUUAUCAAAUGUUUCAUCUUCAAUUGUUGAUGAGGAUCCAUUAAUCAAUACAUAUGGUAAAAGACCUCUUACUAAUGAUGAACUUGAUGAAGAAAUUGAUAAAGUUGUCAACAAUUUUAUAAGAAAACGUCAAACAAAAUAAUAAUAAUAAUAAUUUAAGGAUGACCAUGUUAUUUGAUAGAAAUAAAAAUGCCACAAUAAUUUCUUAAUUUUUUUGUGUUGUUAUUAUUAUUAUUGUUAUUUUCAAGAAUCAAUUAUAUCCUAUUUAUAAAAAGUUUUUUUUUUUUUUUUUUUAAAAAAUAGAUAAAUUCAAGUUCUUCUUUUUUGUGUGCUAAUAUAAAGUACAUUGUUUCCUCUUAUAAAUGCAUCACCAUAUUUAUUUUUCAAUUGGCCAUUAACAU